UUUGAAUGUCUUUCAUAAAUGCCCAUUUAUUUACUAGCUUAAAUAAAAUACAUGAUUUAUAUUUUAUAACAAACAGAUAAAUUAGCACCAGUGAUUUACAUUUGUCUAUAAUUGUUUAUUUUAGCUCCAACAGUCAUAAGAGCAAAAGAUGAUUUGUUUGACUUUAGUUAAGUAUUUUCAUAUAUAUUUUGGAUAUCUGUCGUUUUCACUUUAGUUUCCUAUUUCAUCACUCACUGCGCUGAUCCAGGAUAUGUACCACUUGAACUCAUUUCUCUUACUGAAAAUAGUCAAAGUAGCAGAAUAUAACAGAAUGGAAGAAGAUCUUUUAUUUCUUAGCUCUUUAAAGGUAAAAGCAAUGCAAACUUUAUGAAUGAAGGUGCAGACACUAAUAAGAUAAAUAACAGUCAUCAUUUUAAAAUGGAUUUCAAACACACUCAGAAUGAAGAUGAAGAGGCUAAAAAUAGGAAAUAACAAAAGUAUUUAAAAAAUGUGAUUAAAUCUAAGAAAAAUAACUUUGUAGAGUUCAAAGAUGAGGAGGACCAUGAAGGAGAAGAGCAAAAUCGCAACCAUAUUAAUAUGGAUAAUAUGCGAGAUGAAAAAACUCCUCCUAAAUAGGAUGAAUUACAUAAUACUCCUAAUAAAGAAUAAAAUGAAGAAGGAAACAACAAUCUUGAAAAUUACAUUCCAGAGUGCGAACUUACCAUGGAAAUUGAGGAAAAUAAAUAAAAGAGUGUUUAAAAAUCUUUUAAAUUUGAAGAUUCUUGUUAGAGUGGAGAAAAGCAAGAUUUUGUAGUUGGAUUAGAUAAUAUUUAAGUGAAAGUGGCUGCAUUUUCUCCUUGUCUAAGUAGAAACAGAAGUUUUGAAAAAGCAAAUUAAAAUGAUUAAUAGCUUCCAACUAUUGAGGAGAAGGUAGCAUCUAUACAAGUUAUUGGUUAAGAAUUAAUCUAAUAAGAUUAACAAAAAGAAUUAAAUCCUCCAACAUAAUUACCUAAUUGCAGAAAGCACUAAUCAGAGAAGCAGAUUUCUUUACCUAACAGCGAUUUUCAUACAUCAAAUAUGUUUAGCUCUAAUAGUGAAAAAUAUAUCUCUAAAGAAACUACUACUCAAAUAGAAGACGGUAGUACUAAAUUUACUUGCAAAACCACAACUCAAGAGCAAUUCACCACCCAAAACCUGGAAAAAAGAACAUCUCCCUUUCACCCUUUCUAGCAAAGUGAGGAAGCUGAAGACAUUUAAUCUCCAAUUUCAAACUAAAAUUAGGAUAACCAAAACAACCAAUUGCAAUAGGAGAACAAAGUAGAACCUUUCUAAUACGAAGUUCAUCAUACCGAUGAAGUUGUGUAAAAAAAUGACCAUGAAAAAAACUACAUUUUUGAUAAAGAAUAAAAGAACUCAAAUGGAGACCACAUAUUUACUGAUAAUGACAAUGAAGAAAAAAGUCAAAGAAAAAUGAAAAUUCAAACUCCUGUUAGCCAAAUAGUCUUUACAAAUAAUACAGUUAAUAAUCCUAGUAGCAUGUUUUAAUUUAAUAUUAACAAUCUAUAAUGCGAAAAACACAAAUUCAAACAACAAAAUUAAGGAGACUAAGAGUCUUAUAAAGACUAAUGGGUUAAUAAAGGCAAACAUUUAAGCAAAAGUGGUGACAUUGAGAAUCAUAGUAAUUAACUUAAAACAUUCAAUCCUGUAAAUAUUAGCAAAAAUAUGAAAAUAAAUGGCUAAAUCAAUUAAAACUAAAUGCCUUUUGUUGAAAAGAGAUACUGUACUUCGUGUUAUAUAAAUAUGCCUUUGAGGGCUAAGCAUUGUAAAGAUUGCAAAAGGUGUGUAGCUAGGUUUGAUCAUCACUGUCCCUAUGUAGGAAAUUGCAUAGGAGAAAAAAACAAAUGCGUUUUCUACUGGUUUUUGAUUCUUUAACUUAUUGAAUUGCUAGUAGGAUUUAUAGAGGUUCUAAAAUAUAAUGAAUUUGACUAAUCUGAUAAACUUGCUUACAAUAUCUAUACUAUAUUUUGCUUUAUCAUAAUUGCAUUCUUCUUUAUUUUUGUCCUAUUGCUGUUUGUUUAUCACAGCUACUUUGGCUCACUCAAUAUUACAACAUGGGAGUAUGCUAGUUGGGAAAAAAUAAGCUACUUGUAAGACAUUCCUUAUGGAUUUGGUUCCCCAUUUUCAAUGGGGCUAGCUAAAAAUUGCAGAUCAUUUUGCACUUUUAGGUUAUUCUAAAAAGAAGUUACUGAUCCCUAGUAUGUAAGAUAUCCUCAAAAUUUAAUUGAACUAUAAAAUUUAAGACAUGACAAAGAAGCUUAGUUGUAGAAUGAAAACUACUUUGAUCUUUAAAGUGCUAAAAUAGAUAAUAAUAAGCAAUAAAAAAAUAACACUGAUUGA
Molecule: messenger RNA, 2376 nt
Organism: Tetrahymena thermophila SB210
Lineage: Eukaryota; Ciliophora; Oligohymenophorea; Hymenostomatida; Tetrahymenidae
Product: DHHC zinc finger protein
Exons: 7
Biological process (GO): peptidyl-L-cysteine S-palmitoylation; protein targeting to membrane
Cellular component (GO): endoplasmic reticulum; Golgi apparatus
Molecular function (GO): protein-cysteine S-palmitoyltransferase activity
Source: RefSeq, a predicted model, not a curated record